AUGGAAAUACACUGUAAGCACGACCCGUUUGCAGCAAUGCAUAGACAUGGAGGAGUGAAUCAGUUAGGGGGUGUUUUUGUGAAUGGUCGUCCACUCCCUGAUGUUGUCCGGCAAAGGAUUGUGGAACUUGCCCACCAAGGGGUCAGGCCGUGUGACAUCUCCAGGCAGCUACGGGUCAGCCAUGGUUGUGUCAGCAAAAUUCUUGGCAGGUACUAUGAGACUGGGAGCAUUAAGCCUGGAGUGAUUGGAGGAUCCAAACCAAAGGUCGCCACACCCAAAGUCGUCGAAAAAAUUGCAGAGUAUAAACGCCAAAAUCCCACCAUGUUUGCCUGGGAGAUCAGGGACAGGCUUCUAGCCGAGCGAGUGUGUGACAAUGACACCGUACCCAGCGUCAGCUCGAUUAACAGGAUCAUACGGACUAAGGUACAGCAACCACCCAACCAGCAGGUCCCAGCCUCUAGUCACAGCAUAGCCUCCACGGGGUCCGUGACCCAAGUCUCGACAGUGAGCACUGACUCCGCAGGCUCCUCCUACUCCAUUAGUGGAAUUCUGGGAAUUACAUCCCCCAGUGCUGAAAGCAACAAACGCAAACGCGAUGAAGGUAUUCAGGAAUCUCCAGUACCAAAUGGCCAUUCCCUCCCGGGUAGAGAUUUCCUUCGGAAACAGAUGCGAGGAGAUCUUUUCACCCAGCAGCAGUUAGAAGUGUUGGAUCGAGUCUUCGAGAGGCAACAUUAUUCUGACAUCUUCACAACAACUGAACCCAUCAAACCAGAGCAGACGACAGAAUACUCAGCCAUGGCAUCAUUAGCUGGCGGAUUAGAUGAUAUGAAGGCCAAUUUAACAAGCCCUACUUCAGCAGAAUUAGGAGCUAGUGUUCCAGGACCACAAUCCUACCCUAUCGUGACAGGUCGUGAAUUGGCAAGCACAACCCUCCCAGGAUACCCUCCUCACGUCCCCCCUGCUGGACAGGGCAGCUACUCUGCUCCAACACUGACAGGAAUGGUGCCUGGGAGCGAGUUUUCUGGAAGUCCAUACAGCCACCCACAAUAUUCAACAUACAAUGACUCCUGGAGAUUUCCCAACCCUGGAUUGCUAGGCUCUCCUUAUUAUUACAGUGCUGCAGCCCGAGGAGCGGCACCCCCAGCAGCUGCUGCUGCCUAUGACCGCCACUGA
This is a messenger RNA of Emys orbicularis (European pond turtle), 1173 nucleotides long. RefSeq names its product paired box 5 (gene PAX5). The transcript has 10 exons. Gene Ontology annotation, molecular function: DNA-binding transcription factor activity, RNA polymerase II-specific; RNA polymerase II cis-regulatory region sequence-specific DNA binding. Bases 1 to 1173 code for a protein of 390 amino acids. Lineage: Eukaryota; Metazoa; Chordata; Testudines; Emydidae. The record is from RefSeq and is a predicted model, not a curated record. Gene Ontology annotation, biological process: regulation of transcription by RNA polymerase II; anatomical structure development.